GAAACAAGAUGAUGUUUCGUUCGACUUGUACGGUCUUCUUGUUAGCGGGCACUUCCACUGUGAAUGGCUUCCAAUUGUCUUGUCGUCCAUCUGCUGCCAUCCGUCCAGAAUGACCACCUUCCACAAGAAGAAAACUUCUUCUACGAGUCUGGAAGGACUCUCUGCCUCGGCUGCUAUUGAUGCGUUUACCAAGUAGUCUCCCUACGGGUACAGUAUCUUGCAAAUGCACGCACCUGUGGGAUCAAGGCCAGCGCGGCUGAUUCGGUAGCCCCAAAACAGUUACAACUUCAAGAUGACGACACGAUUGCCAAGAGAAAGGAUCUCUACCGAAGCGUAACCUUUGCCUGUUACACGGUGUUGUCGCCUUCUACAUUUACUCCCGCGUCUGCCCGUACUUCCGGCUCCUUGGCACAGGUCGCCCCCACCGGGCUUUUAAAAUGCCUUUGUCCAAUUCACGCUCUUGGAAUUGCCUGUGGGAUUCCUCUUUCGUGCAUUGUGCUAUGGGUACUCUCACAAGGAAGCCAUGCGGAGAUAUUGGAUGAUACUAUCACCCGUGCCACGAAACCACUCUGGCGAUACUUUCGAUUGUGGGUCCCCGCCGACCCGACAUGGCCAUCUUUGAGGUCGUACCCAAUUCCUUUCGCGUCGCCGCCAUGGCCUGUGUCUCCUUCUUCUCCUUGACUAGGAUUAUGGUGUCUCGUGUGACGCUGCUAAGAACGAAACGACGCACAACCACAGGCACAGGCACAAGAUAUGGGAUUGGCGGAUGUUGGCGUGAACGAAGAGGCAUCUAUCCGAUCCAAGCUGGGACGCUCGUGGACGAUCAAGGAGUCCGCCAACAUCACAGCGGUUGGUGUCGAAGCAACGAGCGGGUCGAGCAUCCUUACACGGUCGGAGAAGACCACGACAACUACACCACCUUGCAAUAUUACACUACCAACCCUCCAUUGCGUAGCCACAGAACUAUCGUCACGAAAACGACGAAAAAACACGACAGUUUGAUUCAAGUUGUAUACAACUGGUACAUACACUGAUGCUCAUGACGAUUGAUUACGUGGAACGAGCUUCGAAUGUUUCCGUCCGUGGCUGGCACUUCACAACUAACUGUACUGUAUGACAUGCCGCCACGGUACUAUAGUAGACCGGAACGAAAGAUACCGAUUAGAGAAGAGUAGACUAGACACUUUUUGCUGGAACCAACGCGAAGUUAAGCCCAUGCUUGUUGUUUGCCCCACCUUGUAGUCAUGAUGGGAAUGUCCUGGUGUCGCACUACUUGCAAAGUUGCGUCGUCCCUCCAUGACUUUCUCCCCUUUGAUUGUUUAUAUUUUGCCUCAUAGCCACAGGUGCUGAAGGAGCAAAAGGAAACCAUAUAUUGCGGAUGGAUCAUACAUGUAUUUACGAGGAGUGGUUACUAUGGCUUAGAGGGAAC
Messenger RNA from Seminavis robusta, 1429 nucleotides. The record is from the annotation of a GenBank genome assembly. Lineage: Eukaryota; Bacillariophyta; Bacillariophyceae; Naviculales; Naviculaceae.